AUCUACCACCGCUCUCCCUCUCCCUCCCGGCCUGCACACGCACAAGCAGCGGCGAAGCCUUCUCUGCCUUCUUCGUUCCUCCUCUCUGUCUGCCAUGAAGCCCCCUCACUUCACCGGGGAGGCCGCCGCCGGCGCCUCGUGGGCUCACGAGGUCAAGCAGGCCCUCCGUGACAAGCUCCGGUGGGCACCCGCCGCGGGCACCACGGGCACCGGCGGCCACGGCGCCGCGAGGCCGCCGGCGGCCUCCUCGGCUGUGACGGCCGAGCCGGCGGCGCAGCCGGCCCACGGCGGCGCCGACUGCCGGGGCUUGGCCGCCGCCGAGGACCCCAUCCGGAGGGUCAUGUUCUUGGCCCCCUGGGGCCACACAUAAACGGAAAAGCAAGUGCACGCACGCACGGCCAUGCCCUGGCCGGAUCUGCAAUUGCACCUCAACCAAAAUAUGGACUACUACAUAUAUAUAUGUGGCCGUAUGGACCAUGCAUGAACUGAUGAUGAACAUGAACUCAUCAAGGACCAAUUAAAAACCGGGACUAGAUCGAUCGGGAGAAGAAGAUGUGGUGCUUGAGUUGUUUGUUCAUGUUUCUCUUGGAGAGAUGCAUGCAUGCACGGGGAGAUCUCGCCGUGACGGCCGGGUUCGUGCGUAUAUAUGGCCUAUGGGUGUUGCUGGCCCUGGGUUGAAGCUGCGCAAGAGCUAGCUGCAGCUUUGUUGUAGCCAUGAACCUGUUUUUUCUUUCUCUCCAGAAAUUCUGUACCAAGAGCCUGUGAAAAGCUAUGUGUGUAUGAGACUAUGAGCUAGUAAAAAAAAACUCUUCCUCCUUUCCA
Triticum dicoccoides is the source of this 822-nucleotide messenger RNA. RefSeq lists its product as uncharacterized. NCBI's taxonomy places the organism in Eukaryota, Viridiplantae, Streptophyta, Magnoliopsida, Poales, Poaceae. The coding region runs from base 95 to 370 and encodes 91 amino acids. The record is from RefSeq and is a predicted model, not a curated record. The transcript has a single exon.